Calidris pugnax (ruff) is the source of this 3948-nucleotide messenger RNA. RefSeq names its product cystine/glutamate transporter-like. Gene Ontology annotation, biological process: amino acid transmembrane transport. Bases 2192 to 3616 code for a protein of 474 amino acids. Lineage: Eukaryota; Metazoa; Chordata; Aves; Charadriiformes; Scolopacidae. Gene Ontology annotation, cellular component: membrane. The record is from RefSeq and is a predicted model, not a curated record. Gene Ontology annotation, molecular function: L-amino acid transmembrane transporter activity. The transcript is spliced from 13 exons.
UGGAACAGGCAGGAAUGGUCUCUCCAGGCACUGGGCUCUGCUAGGUGUCUCUUUGAAAGCCCGCGAAGAGACGCUGUCAUUUGCUGCUUCGGGAUCCCAGCAAGAAAUGGGAGUCUGAUGGAUUGUAAAUGCACCUGCUUUGUUUAAAACCCAGCCAAACAGAUAAGUGCCCUUUUAAUUAUCUCACAGCAGCGUUUUAGACGUAGUUGUGCACAACAUCUCUCUUCAGUUUGGUUUCAAUUCGGUGAGCCCUCUGCGUUUCACCAUUGCAAACAAGUACUCUGCGGUUCUCCUCUCGGCUGAGAAAUCACAGGCGAUAUCAGUAUUUCACGUGAGCUAAUUAAUUAGCGUCUGCGGGAGCUGCAGCUGAUGGCUGGGGAAGCUCCCGUGGGUCGUUCCCUUCUCCUCUGGAGCUGCCGUCUCCAGCAGCCCAGUGAGGUUUUGGGACUCCGAGAAGCAGCUCUGCGGGACCAGAUGAGGCUGAUGUGACCCAUCUGAGCCUUAAGGAGUCCUCCGGGACUCAUUAGGGGUUUAAUAACUAAACUUGGCUGGUUUGAUUGAGAAGAUGCUUGUGCAGGCUUGGCGUGAUCUCAGAGAAACCAGUUAAUGCUGCUGGCAGGAGAGAGGGCUUUCUGCAUGUGCUAUUCAUAUGCGUGUGGAGACAGUGAUAACCCCUACUUCUUCCUGCCGUUUCCCAGGUGGGAAAAUAGUUGGGAAUAGCAGAGAGAAGUCCUUAGUUAUACUGAGUUUAUACAAGGCACAAAGAGGUAUCGUGGGUGAGUUGUAACAAGUAUUGUUCCCUCGGUGUUGUGGGGGACGUGUGUCUCUAUGGAUAGCAAAUACAGGCUAGCAAGAAAAUAAUUUCUGGCAGCUUAGAUCUGCUUCUAUACGUGACCGCUGCCUGCUCUCGGACACUGCAAUUAUUAAAUAAUCUAAGAAAUCCAUAAAAUGUGAUCUCGUGUACAGUGUAACUUUGGAAUCCUACACAGGCACGGGGCUGGGGCAAAUAUUCACCGUAGCUGCAAUUUACAGCGCUAGAGUAAAAUGAAAAAAUCACUAAAGCUGAGCAUGUGAGCACUGGAAGGGAUAUGUGGCAGCAGGAGGGACAGGAGCCAAAUUAUCUGCUCCAGAGCUGUCUUCUCUGCUCUAUCAGGGUUAAUUAGCAGUGUAAAAUGUCUGCCUCGCUGCUACGAAACUACAAACAGGUUUGCUACAGCAAGUCAGACUGUAGUAACUGAUGUGAACUCAUCUUACUGUGUUCCUAAGCAGAAGAUGAGUUUCUUGGUGAAGCCUGGGACCGAGAGAGACUGGAGAGACGAGAUGAUGCAGUAGGAGGUUACUGGAGCGCGAGGGAACUGGAUCUAGAUCAGCUCGGGUGAUCCCUGGAGUUUCUGAUGUUCCCUCUUUUCUAGGAAAAACUUCACUCCUGCUGUUAUUACCGAGAAACUUCUUAUAUUAAUAGAAGAAAUGACUUGUCCUAUAUCAAUUACUAUGCUGUGACUUAAAAUUGUUAGCGUUACUUAUUCCUGACUCGAUACUCUGAUAGCAAAAAGGCUUGACAAUAUAUUAAGAAACACUGAUAAAAUGAAGCCCUAGUGAGAAAAUCAGGGUUUGUUCAUUCAGCAAGAAUGGAUGGGAAGUAAAAAAACCUUAAAUCACCCCAACAAACAGAGUUCUUUGCUCCUCCAAAAAAAACCAAACAAAACCCCAACCUUUUAUUUUUAGCCUCAGAGAUCUUCAAGGUCUUGAUUAUUAGGUCUGUGACUUGAAAUCUGAUUUCUGCCAGUGUGCUGAUAUCAAUAUUCCCCAAAAUUAGGUCCUGAUAAACGAACCCUAACCUGGCCAGACUGGGCAUCAAAGCUGAAUUUGGAAAUCAUACCCUGAAGUGUGGCAUGCAACUUGUAGCGCUCUGUGCUCUUUGGCAGAAGAGGCAGAAAGCACCUGCAGUCUCUCUGGAGCUGUACUGAUGUGAGAGAUGAUACUGAGCGUGUUACAUGCGCCUGUGGUUUGGUUGGUGCAGCUGAGGAGAAGGGAUUCAACAGAUCAUGACAGGCUUCUGCAAAAAAUCUUGUCCAGAAAAGAAGACUCCUGAAUCCCUAACUAUUUUCUCGUCUUACAGGUGAGCCUUGAGGACACCUGGGUGACCAUAGCUCCUGAAUGCAUGACCUUCCCCUGGGAUUAGACGAAAGCCAUGGGGAAAGACAAGAAAAAAGAGGAGGCUGUCUUUCUGAGGAAAAAGAUAACUUUGGUGAGGGCUUUCUCACUCCUCAUCGGCAGCAUGGUUGGCAGCGGCAUCUUUAUCUCCCCAAAAGGAGUACUGAAAAACUCUGGCAGCGUGGGUUUCUCCCUGGUUGUCUGGUUUGCCUGUGGGCUCCUCUCAAUGUUCGGUGCCUUGAGUUAUGCGGAGCUUGGAACAAGAAUCACCAAGUCUGGAGGACAUUAUAUCUACAUUUUGGAGACAUUAGGGCCUCUGCCAAGUUUCUUAUUCCUGUGGGCAGAGUUUUUUGCUAUCAGGCCUGCCAACAGUGCUGUGGUUUCUUUGGCGUUUGGACGUUACAUGCUGGAGCCGUUUUUUGCCCCCUGUGCAGCCCCUGUCCCUGCCGUGAAGCUGGUGUCCCUCCUGGGGUACUACAUGGUCCUCACCCUCAACUCCUGGAGCGUCACCUGGAGUGCCCGGCUGCAGACAGCUCUCUCUGUCGUCAAGCUCCUGGCUCUGGCACUCAUCAUUGUGCCCGGGAUGAUGCUGCUGGCCCAGGGCCACACCGAAAACUUCCAGGAUGCUUUUGACAGGCAGUCGCUGGUUUUGGAUAAGCUGCCCCUGGCUUUUUACGCAGGCAUGUUCGCGUAUUCAGGCUGGUUCCAGACAAGCUUUGUGCGUGAGGAGUUGGUCAGGCCUGAGCGAAAUAUCCCCCUGGCUGUCAUCGUGUCUGUGAUCACAGUAAUUGUGGGGUACAUGCUCACCAACAUCUCCUAUUACACGGUCCUGGGAACGCAAGAUGUUCUCGCUUCUCCUGCUGUGGCUGUGAGCUUUGUGCAGCGAGCCUUCAAAAGCCUGAUCUCCGUGGUCCCUGUCCUUGUUGCGCUGUCCUGCUUUGGAACCAUGAAUGGAGGAAUCUUCACGUUUUCAAGGACUUUGUUUGUGGCUUCCAGGGAAGGACAGUGGCCUCCUCUCUUCUCCAUGAUCCACAUUCGAAGGCACACACCCCUUCCCGCUGUCAUGUUAAUGUUCCCUUUGGUUACUGCCAUGGUGUGUAUCGGAGAUAUCUACCAUCUACUAAACUUCUUCAGCUUUUCCCGAUGGCUCUUCAUAGGAUUAGCCACCCUUGGGCUCAUUGUCCAUCGCCACCGACACCCGGAGCUGCACAGCCCGUUCAAGGUUCCCCUGUUCAUUCCUGUCUCUUUUACCAUCAUCUGCCUCUUCACAGUCGCAAUGUCUUUCUACUCAGACCCUGUGAGCAUUAGCAUUGGAUGCACCAUGGUUUUAAGUGGUUUUCCAGUCUACUACCUCAUAAUCCAUGGGCGAAUGUCAAGUCGUUGCCGUAGCUCGUUUCAUUAUCUUACACACAAACUACAGUUACUGCUGGAAGUAGUCCAACAAGAAAUCAAGACUUAUUGAGAAAACCACCAGAACUCACGGGAGAAGAUAAAAUCUACUUACGCCAUUUCUGAUACCUUUGAUCCUACCAAAGACAGGCCACGCUAUUAUUCUUUUAAUCACUGCAAAUGAGGAUGAGCCUGAGACAAAACCUUGCUGCAAGUGUUCCUAAGCCUGGCAAUCGGGAUCAGCAUGAGCGUGGCACAUCUGUUUCUGCCCUUUUCUUUUUUAGCAGAACAAGCUAGUUCUUGGAAAUGAGCUUGCUUUGCCUGCAGAGUGUCUUCAAAACCAAGAUCCUAAUUUAGCAGCCUAUCCCAGUCCUAAGUAAAAUAGAGUGUGUGUGUGUAUAUAUA